CCAAGACUAGAACCAUGUGCCCUGUAUAUAUCCCUACUCUCCCCUAGUGGUAUUUACUCACAAUUGAUAUUAUAAUAACAGGUGUAAUUUUUCAUUGAACCUGUGUUUUAUUUCUUUGUUUAAAAAUUGGUAUUGUUCCCAGCUGGAAGCCUGGAAUUGGUGUCUAUCCCCUUUCACCUAAUUACCCUCAAUAACUUGAUUUUGUCCUCUGCAAUCCUCCCUCUAUCUUCAAGCUAGAUUCGUCGAUAUCAUGUUACAUAUCCGCUUCUCUUUUGAAUUCUGACUCAUCAGCCCGCCGGUUUCCCGCUCCGGUCACGCAUACGUAUUAGCUGAUAAAACAGACCGGAGCACAUAAUGGGAAGCAUGAGAGUGAAUCGUAAUGUUCCCUCACUUGUGGAUUUGUGCGUUCAGUUUGCUAUAUGUCAUGUUAGAUAUCUUCAUGAUGUUGGUGAAACAGACUACCAUCUACUCGAUCGCAUUUUACCUCACUGUACUAUUGAUGAGUUGGCAUGCAUUGAGAGGUCAACAGAAGGUAGAGAUCUUAGCCCUGUGACAAAUAAACUUUGGAAGAAGUUUUAUGAGAGGGAAUUUGGUGAAAAGAACACCAACCAGGUUGUUGAGAAAAUGAAGCAGAAAAGAUGCACUUUUAAGUGGAGACAGUUGUAUGAGGCAAAGUUGAAGGUCGAGGAGGAAGUUACACAAAAAUCCUUUGAAAGAAUCAAGGAUCUUUACAAAAAACAAGAAACUGAGAAACAAAACCGGCAAAUUAAGAUCUGUACAAAGAUUCCACCUUCUAGCUGUAGAAGAAACUUUUAUGGAGGUGGGAGUGGGGUUUACAACACAAAGAGUACAGUAAUGAAGAAGGCAAAGAUGGAUUACUUGAGAAGUCCGGAGUAUAAGAACUUAGCAGCUAUAAAGAGUAAGGCUGUGCAAAGAACUAAUAGCAUUGUUUUCUCGCCAAAGAAACUGGGCGGACCUGCUGUGAUGAUGGCUGCUCCUUCACCACCCAAACUGAUGAGACCAGCAGAGAAAGUAGCGAUGAAACCAAUGAAGAAUCCAGCAGGGAAAGAAGCGAUUACGCCAAUGAAGAGACCAGCUGACAGAGAAGCAUGGAGACCGAUGAUGAAACCAGCUGACAGAGAAGCAUGGAGACCCAUGAUGAAACCAGCAGAGAGAGAAGCACCAAAACUAAUGAAGAAACCAGCAGAGAAGAGAUUCUAGAGCCUCUCGAGAGCUCGCAGCUGUGAAUGAACAAUGCAGCUUUUCUCUAUCAUUAAAAGAAGACAAAUAUUUAUUAUGUCAUUAAUAAUGAUUUCUUAGGUGCUUUAUUCUAUAAAAGUUGUAUUGUAUCAUUUUUUAGGUGCUUUAUUCUAUUGAAGUUGUGUUGUAUCAUUUUUUCUCAGUAUGUAAUGUAUAAACAUUUCAAGAAAGAAAAAUAUCAACCAAGUUAAAUUUAUUGGGGAAACCUUCGGAUUUGA
This is a messenger RNA of Cuscuta europaea, 1478 nucleotides long. The record is from the annotation of a GenBank genome assembly. Lineage: Eukaryota; Viridiplantae; Streptophyta; Magnoliopsida; Solanales; Convolvulaceae.